CGAGCAGCACAAUGAGCCGCUGCUAAUGCUGUGUAAGUGUUUGAACCACAGUGACAUGUAGAUGCUUCAAGACUUCAAGUAAACAAACUAAUAAUUCUUGCAGCUGAAGCAGUAUUCUCGCUCUACUCAGUUACUUCCAUCCCCGCAAUAUGCCAUACUGACUGCUUUGCUGCUUCACUACCGCCGAGCGGAUGGUACAUAUUGGAAACCUGGCCUCGUGUCUUUUACCGAUCUAUUUCCCCUCAACAGUUUCAUUUCGACUUCUUGGUCGGCAUUUACGCUUUGUUUGGCGGCGGCGUAGUGACACUGCCACUGGCAUAGCCAGUAGCAACAGCACGUUUACCGGCCAUGAGUGACACACACGGUCGAGUCGAAGCUGACCAGUCGGGAUCUAGCAGUACCAGCGACGCAGCCCAGAAGUCUGAUUGCGAGCUCAAAAGCGACGACACCGUCAGGGACAUGGAAGUCGACAUUGUCGGAGAAUUAUUGCAUGCCGGCAUUUCUCCCAACAGUCGACGGAACAAGCUAGAUUUUAUGGGAGAGAGAUCAUCGUUCAGCCUAUGGGGAUUCCUGAAGUCUGUGGUUGGGCGUGACUUGACAAGAGUGACUAUGCCAAUACAAUUCAAUGAACCACUUUCCUUCACACAGAGAAUGGUGGAGGACUUGGAGUAUGCGUAUAUUCUCAAUGACGCUGCAGCAUGUAUGGACUCAUUGGAAUGUUUAGCGCGGGUUGCAGCAUUUGCUUCUUCACCAUACGGAUCAGCACUAGAUAGGCACUACAAGCCAUUUAACCCAGUUUUAGGUGAGACAUACGAUGCAAUUCGGCCGGAGGAGGGCUAUUGUGUUGUUGUUGAGCAGGUGUGUCACCAUCCACCCAUCACCGCAAUGCACUGUAUUGGCAAGGGCUGGGAACUCUGGCAGGAGUACAAGCUAGAAACUAGGUUCCGUGGAAAUUACAUUAGAGUGAUCCCAACUGGCAUUGUGCACUUGUCAGUUGGAAAGAAUCGCUAUUCCUGGAACAAGCCACAGACAACUAUCCACAACAUCAUGAUUGGCCGCCUAUGGCUAGACCAUGAAGGUGAAGUAGUCGUCCAGAAUCACACAACCGGGGAGAGAGCUAGCGUGUCCUUCCAGAGCUACAAGUCUGUCAGCCAGAAAUUCAAGAGGCUGAGUGGACGAGUCAAAGAUGCCACGGGAACUGAUCGGAUCAUCUUGGAAGGCAACUGGCAGGACGGCAUGAAAUGCUACCCAGUUGGGAAGCCAGAUCAGCCCUUGACUAUAUGGAAGUCUUUCCCAAAGCCAGCAAAUGCCUCUAGGAUAUUUGGCUACACGAAGUUGGCGCUGCAGUUGAAUCAAUACCCAACAUGUAUACCCGACGAGCGAUUAUGUGACACCGACUCAAGGCUCAGACCGGAUGAAAGAUUGUUCGAAGAAGGCAGGGUCGACGUCGCGGCACGUGAAAAGGCACGCAUUGAGGACAAGCAGCGCACUGCAAAGAAGCAGCGCGACCAAGCUGGAAUUACGUGGCAACCUAGGUGGUUUGAGCCCCAGACCGAUCCGCACACGAAAACAGUAUCUCAUGUCUACAAGGGUGGCUACUGGCUGGCGAAAAAGAGAAAGGACUUUGGAGACUGUGCCGAUAUAUUCUAAUAUUGCAGCUGUCUUAUCUUUGAUUCCAUAGAUGGUGGCUUGGGAGUCUGCAUUCCCGUCACUGUCUGUUUCCUAAUUAUUUCUGAGAGGCCGGCGUAAACCGUAUGCAUCCAUCUUGCCACCACCGCCACCACCACCAACGGCAUGUUCCUUGGUGUAAAUUUAAUCUCACUUGCGGAGAUGAUGUCUGAUGUUUUGCUGGCCGCCGUGGUGUUGCAGUAUAUACUAGUAGUCGGUGUUGAUCACAUCAGUUGCAUACAGCUGUAGCUUGUAUUAUAUGCAAUCCAAGCUUGCCCCGUAACUGCUGCAUCCGCCACCGCUGCUACUGCUGCCGUUGCUCGCUAUAUAUAUCCUCUGUUUCACUAGAUCAGUGAGGCAGUACCGCGGACUAGAGAGAUCCUACCUAGCAGUACCAAUGACUACCACGACCGCUCAGUGGUUAUUCCAGUCGGGCCAUUGGCCAAAGUCAUUGCACUCGGUGGCUCAGUGACAGCCAUGCUUCAAAUUUGAUUCAAGUUAGGCUUGUAGAAGUCCCUGGGUCGGAGCUGCCACUGCACUGGUACUGGGCCAGAUACAGCUCUUUUUAUUGUGCUGCUUCUUGAAGUUUCUGAGCUGAUUACUUUCAGACUUAAUUUCAUUUAAAACAAAACAAAGUAACUAACCAAAAUGUGCUGCUCCAACAGAACCGCUUCUUCCACCCUUGUACAAUCAUGAACAUUCAUCUUCGGUGAACAAGAGACGAAUGCUCUAAACUUGUA
Sycon ciliatum is the source of this 2408-nucleotide messenger RNA. Its product is annotated as oxysterol-binding protein 1-like. Bases 349 to 1650 code for a protein of 433 amino acids. Gene Ontology annotation, molecular function: sterol binding. NCBI's taxonomy places the organism in Eukaryota, Metazoa, Porifera, Calcarea, Leucosolenida, Sycettidae. The record is from RefSeq and is a predicted model, not a curated record. The transcript is spliced from 14 exons. Gene Ontology annotation, cellular component: cytosol; perinuclear endoplasmic reticulum; plasma membrane.